AUGAGCAGAAGUCAAUAACACAUUGACUAAGAAAUUAUUAAUUUCGUUAAAAUAUCAGUCUUAAACCUUAAAUAACUAAUCGGGAGCUGGGAAAUGUCUGCUAAGAUCUUUUAACAAUUGAUUUCUCUUUCUGGGCAUUAGGAUUAAGGCAUUCUUGAUUAUUUGGAGAAUCGUAAAGAUGCUGAGAAAGUAAUUCAUUUUAAUUCAAGCAACAAUUAAUAUUCAAAGUUUGAAUCUUAAGAUGAGGAGUCAUACUAUUCAAGUGAAUUGUAAAUGAUAGUUCAAAAAGAAAACUCGAUAAAUUAAUCCAUUCAAUUCGAUAUGAGCUAAGUUACUCAUGAACGAAAAAAGAUGCCACUUACAUUAAGAAACAACAUCGUAGACAUUUAAAUAUUAGGAUUGAAGAAAAAUAUCCAGAUGUUAUCUCAAUUGAAUAAUGUAUCUAUUAAUAACAAAUAAAUCAUAAUCUAGUAAAGAAACAAUCAAUUAAUUCUAAAAGAAAAGGAAAGUUAGGAUAAAUAGAUCGACUAAUCUUAAUAAAUUUCAAACAAAAAUUCAAAUUAAGAAUAAGCAUUUAAUGGCUAAAAAAAUAAACUUUAAAAAGGGGAAGAAAUAAAAUAAAAAAACAUCGAUUCAAACCAAGACUCCAAUAAAAAGAUUGGUAAUGAUGGAAAAAAUAAAAAUUUAAAUCCUCAAGACAAUCAAAAUUAGUUUACUACAAAAGGCUAAGGCUGGGAAAAUCAGCAGAGUAAAAAUAUUCUACUCUAAGAUCCCUAAUUUAAACAUCUUAAGAAAGUAUCAAAAGAUGAACAAGAUAAAUUCAAUAAUCUUAAAUUGGUCAAAGAAAUUAAUCUAAGUAGUGACAAGAAGACAACUACACUGUUUUAUAACAACAUUGAUGAAAAGUUGCUUCUCGGACUUAAUGAUGCUUAAACAUAGUUAUUCUCUAUAAAAUAAAACUAAGAAUGGGUGUUAACCCAUCCCAAUACCCCUAUAUCAAUUUUCAAUUAUAAAGAAUCAAUCUAUUGCGGUUAGCUUUCAUCAUAAGUUACAGUCUUAGAUCAAUCGACUUACUAAUAGAAGACUGUUAUAAUGACGAAAGAAGUAGUAAUUAAAAUAAUAAGUUUCAUUCAAUUUGAUAAUCAAAGCUAAAUCAGUUAAGAAUACCUGGCCUUCCUUGAGGAAAAAGGGUUUAUUGAAUUUUAUUGUCCCCAAGAAGAUUCUAUAAUUUUCUCUUAUUAGCACAGUUGCUAAAUGGAUAUAAAAGAUGGAUUUCAGGUCUAGAAUUCAAAUCAAAUCUGCUUAGCCUUUGCAUAACUUUAAAACAAUGUUUAUAGUAGAGGCUAGCUUUCAUUUAUUGAAGUAAUUAAAUCGCAAAAUACUCAUUAAUAAUCAAGCAAUAAUUAUGAUAACUCAGUAAAGGUUACAUAAGAAAUUAAGAUCGAGGAACUUGAGAACAUAGAUUAUUUUAACAAUAAGAGUGUCUUUUGCAUCCAGCAAAUCUCAACUAACUGUUUUAUUGCUUGUUGCAUUAACAGCAGUUUCUUCUUCUUUAAUAGAGAAAGACCAUAGGAUGUCUAAUAAAUAUUCAAUCCUUCUUCAAGUAUCAACUAUAACUCACUGAUAAAAAUUGAAGGAUUUGGAGAAAAUCUACCCUAUCUAUUUUUUAGAGAUUCAAGAUCUCUUGGAGUAAUUAAUUGUAAAACACUUGAGGCUUUUACAUUGGCAAAAGGAAUUGAUUAUGCAAGAUGUGGCAAUCUAUACAGUCUUGAGUAAUCUCGAGAUAAGGAAGAUGGAAAAAUUAAUUUAUACACAAUGACUUAUGAUAGAAAAUUAAACAAGAGAUAGCUUCUAAUUUAUGCUCUGGAUAUUUCCUGA
This is a messenger RNA of Stylonychia lemnae, 1878 nucleotides long. Lineage: Eukaryota; Ciliophora; Spirotrichea; Sporadotrichida; Oxytrichidae. The record is from the annotation of a GenBank genome assembly.